CACGACUCGACACAACCUACUACCAUCUUUAUUGCAUUUGAUACCUUUCAGGAGUCCACCAGCCAUAGUCUAUAGAUGGCUCCGCCGUUGCGCGUGGGCAAUUUAAAUCAUAUGAGAGACGCUGUAAAUAACUAAAAUUCAAAUUGAAAGUCGUUAUUCCAGUUAUGAGCAAGCAUUAUAGUCAAUGAUUUUUCCCGCCAAAUUCAUCUGCUAUUCUUCUAAUCUGCCGCUCCUCUAGCUAUAAACUAUGCGAUUCAAAAUACCCACUAACAUCUCUCCUCAUCUAGGAGAAAAACUGCUCAAACCCAUUCUAAAUUCGGGCGAUUUAAGUCGUGCACGCCAACUGUUCGAUAAAAUUCCUGAACCAAAUCUACAUUCUUGGGCAAACUUGAUUUCUGCUUACACAAAGCAAGGUCACUCAAAUGAAGCAGUGAAGUUGUAUACUUUAUUCAGGAAGCAGAACAUUCAGCUGCCAGAUAGAAUACUGCUUCUAUCAGCUGUCAAGGCUUGUGCUGCAUCUGCUGAUAUUUCGAAAGCGAAAGAGAUUCAUGAUGAUGCUGUUAGGUUUCGGUUUCUGUCUGAUCUUACUGUGGGAAAUGCGUUGAUUAAUAUGUAUGGGAAAUGUAAGUGCUGUGAGGGUGCUCUGUCUGUUUUCAAUGAGUUGCCUGUCAAGGAUGUUAUUUCUUGGACAUCAUUGUUGUCGAGUUAUGUCAGUUGUGGGUUUCUUGGGGAUGCUUUGAUCGUGUUUCGUGAGAUGGGGUUGAGUGGAUUAAGGCCGAAUGAAGUGACAGUGUCUUCGAUUCUGCCUGCCUGUUCUAAAUUGAAGUGCUUGGAUUUAGGUAGACAAAUUCAUGGGUACGUUGUGAAAGAUGGGUUUGGAGAGAAUACAUUUGUUACUAGUGCGCUUGUUGACUUGUAUGCAAGUUGCUCAUGUUUGAAAGAGGCUCAAUUAGUGUUUGAUAGUAUGCUUGUGCGUGAUAUCGUCUCUUGGAAUGUUAUCUUAUUGGCGUAUUUCUUAAAUGGAGAAUCAGAGAGGGCUCUCGGCCUAUUUGGUGAAAUGAGAACACAUGGGGUCACCUUAAACUAUGAUUCGUGGAAUACUGUGAUUGGUGGCUGUGUUCAUAAUGGAGAGAACACCCAAGCUCUUGAAUUGCUUGUCCAAAUGCAGGUUCAAGGGCUCAAACCCAAUCAUAUUACCUUAACUAGUGCUUUACCUGCAUGCUCGAACUUAGAGAGCUUAAGGAAGGGAAAGGAGAUACAUGCAUACAUUUUAAGGAAUAGGAUUUUCGCUGAUAUGACUACCACAACAGCCUUGAUUUAUAUGUAUGCUAAAUGCGGUGAGCUUGAGAUUUCCAGUCAGAUAUUUAACAUGAUGCCUAGAAAGGAUGCUAUAGCUUGGAAUACCAUGAUUAUUGCAAAUGCCAUGCAUGGGAGAGGGGAAGAAGCUUUGUUGCUCUUCAAAAAUAUGAUAACUUAUGGGGUUAAGCCAAAUUCUGUAACUUUUACAGGGGUUCUCUCUGGUUGCAGUCACUCAAGACUUGUUGAUGAGGGUCUUCAAGCUUUUCAUUCAAUGAGGGAUCACUUUAUUGAGCCCGACGCAGAUCAUUAUUCAAGUUUAGUUGAUGUACUCAGUCGUGCUGGUCGCCUAAAAGAAGCUUAUGAAUACAUUCAGAAUAUGCCCAUGAAACCAACUGCUGCUGCCUGGGGAGCUUUACUUGGUGGUUGUAGAGUGUAUAAGAAUGUUGAUUUGGCACGAAUCGCUGCCAAGCAUCUGUUUGAAAUUGAACCUGACAAUCCUGGAAAUUAUGUUUUAUUGUCAAACAUCUUUGUUGCUGGCAAACUGUGGGGUGAAGCUUCUAAGUAUAGGAAAAUAAUGGAAGAAAAGGGAAUAUCAAAACCUCCAGGUUGUAGUUGGAUUCAGGUCAAGAACAAGGUUUACUCAUUUGUUGUUGGUGAUAAUAGCAAUGAACAAAGUGAUAAAAUAUCCCAAUUCUUAAGUGACAUCAGAUAUAAGGUCAGACUGGCUGGGUAUUUGCCAAAUACUGAUUUUGUUCUGCAAGAUCUGGAUCAAGAAGAGAAAGAGGAAGUCUUAUGCAACCAUAGUGAGAAGCUAGCAGUUGCUUUUGGGUUGCUGAAUUUAAACGGGGAAUCUUCAAUUCGUGUGUUCAAAAAUUUAAGAAUAUGUGGUGACUGUCAUAAUUUCAUAAAAUUCACAGCCAAGGUUGUUGGCAUACAGAUAAUUGUUAGAGACUCUUUGAGAUUUCACCAUUUCAAGGAUGGCUUGUGCUCUUGUCAAGACUUUUGGUGAUUACUUCAUUGAAAAUCUGGUA
Chenopodium quinoa (quinoa) is the source of this 2330-nucleotide messenger RNA. RefSeq names its product pentatricopeptide repeat-containing protein At1g20230-like. The record is from RefSeq and is a predicted model, not a curated record. The transcript has a single exon. Bases 248 to 2308 code for a protein of 686 amino acids. Gene Ontology annotation, molecular function: zinc ion binding; RNA binding; protein binding. NCBI's taxonomy places the organism in Eukaryota, Viridiplantae, Streptophyta, Magnoliopsida, Caryophyllales, Amaranthaceae. Gene Ontology annotation, biological process: RNA modification.